AUGGGGAAGGCGGUGACUCUGGAGGAUCUGAACGCUGGAGAUCACAUAUUCCGAUACGGAUUGCACGGCAUGUAUUCACACCACGGAAUUUACGUAGGCAACGGCUACGUGAUUCACUUCACCCGUACAGAGAACAAAAAAAACAUUUGCCAAUCGUUGUCCAAGACUAGCCCCAAGCAACGAAGUUGUCCCGAUUUCCCGAAAUGCGAAAACCAGGAGACCGUCAAGCUUGGGGUCGUCAAAACUUGUCUCGAUUGCUUCCGCCGGGACGGCAACAAACUCCGAUCCCUCCACUGCUAUGGGUACGGAGGGCCACGACUAUGGUUUAUGCUCGCCAGGCCAGGGACUUGCACCACCUUACCCUGCACCAAAUCGCGCGAUCAAGUCAUCGAGAAGGCUACCAAGCUUCACGCUGACAAUGCUUUCGGCGACUACAGCAUGAUAAGCAACAACUGCGAGCAUUUCGCCGUAUUUUGCCGGACCAACAUCCGCAGAAGCGAGUAGACAUCAUUUGUCACGAAUUGUGAGCAGAAAAUUGUGAAAGCCAAAGAGCGGACCAUGAGGUUGGUGCAGAGGAACUGAGUUCUAGUGGUCCAACCUCCCUCCAAUCGUGCAUUCUGUUUGUUCAUUUUUCACAAUCUGUUCCGAUGUAUACUCAGAUACAGACUAGAACGGGCGGCGGCAAGUCGUAAAUUCCUUACUGUCCCCAUGUAUCUAAUUGCCAUUGGAAUUCCUCCUCUUGCCACAUGGAUGUAACCCAGAUGUAAGAGAGAUUGACCAGAACUGGUAUCCUGAUACAGCAACUAAUGCACAGAGAUUCAGUCAAGUAUUCAUGCGAAUUGCAACAGCAAACACAGGGCAUUGUCGCAUCUUUCGCUGGAUCGAUCGUGCAAUUUUGUUUGCAGAUGCUCCUUGGGCAUUCCUCUAAGUUCCAACUCA
Molecule: messenger RNA, 939 nt
Organism: Rhodamnia argentea
Lineage: Eukaryota; Viridiplantae; Streptophyta; Magnoliopsida; Myrtales; Myrtaceae
Product: protein LEAD-SENSITIVE 1-like
Exons: 2
Coding region: 1-504 (167 amino acids)
Source: RefSeq, a predicted model, not a curated record